Solanum verrucosum is the source of this 515-nucleotide messenger RNA. Its product is annotated as receptor protein-tyrosine kinase CEPR1-like. Lineage: Eukaryota; Viridiplantae; Streptophyta; Magnoliopsida; Solanales; Solanaceae. Gene Ontology annotation, biological process: protein phosphorylation. The record is from RefSeq and is a predicted model, not a curated record. Bases 1 to 498 code for a protein of 165 amino acids. The transcript is spliced from 2 exons. Gene Ontology annotation, molecular function: ATP binding; protein kinase activity.
AUGCAUCACGAGUUCUCUCCUCCAAUCAUUCAUCGUGACAUUAAGUGUAGUAAUAUCCUUUUAGGCCAUGAGUUGAAUGCCAAAUUUGCAGAUUUUGGACAGGCUAAGGUUUUGGCUAAGUGGGGAGAGACAAAGACUGCUUAUGUUAUCGUUGGCACGUUUGGUUACCUAGCUCCAGAGUAUGCAUACAUAUCGAAAGUGAAUGGCAAGAUUGAUGUUUACAGCUUUGGUGUGGUGUUAUUGGAGCUGGUUACCGGGAGAGAACCAAUUAACGGAGACGAGCAUAUAAACCUUGCACAAUGGGCAUGGAACCACCAUGAAGAAGGCAAUGUAGUGGUUGAUGCUAUUGAUGAAGAAAUCAAGGAAGCAUGUUUCUUGAACGAAAUGAGUUCCAUGUUCAAGUUGGGGCUUAUUUGCACCAGUACUAUCCCUUAUGCUAGGCCUUCCAUGAAGGAAAUCUUGCAAAUUCUAUUACUUAGCCUUACUACUUCUUCCUAGCAAAUUCUUAGUAGUAA